Molecule: messenger RNA, 4898 nt
Organism: Eublepharis macularius
Lineage: Eukaryota; Metazoa; Chordata; Lepidosauria; Squamata; Eublepharidae
Product: KIAA2012 ortholog
Exons: 23
Coding region: 253-4071 (1272 amino acids)
Source: RefSeq, a predicted model, not a curated record
UGGCAGAGCUCCGCAAACCCCGGCUGAAGGACCGGCGGGAAGAGAAGAAGGGGCGGCCGAGCAGGCGGCAGAAAACUUAACUCGCAGGACUGAAAACCGCUACAGGGAACUUGCAGGCUCUUUGGUUACUUCCAGCACAGGGCGGAUUUAUGGACCGGGGGGAGUCCGCGCAAGAGGCCCCCGCUGGCUUUUUCAGUCAGAUGCGAGGAAGCCAUGCUUGCAGAAGGCCGCUGAAGUUGCCCAAGUUUUAAAAUGCCCAACCUGUCUCUUUUAAGUCGUGGUGCGGGACAAGUGGUCAAGACAACGCAAGAGAAGCUGGAAGUGCAUGUCCAACCAGAGGAUUACUUCAACUGGAUGUCCCCCGAAUACCAUUGCGAUGUCAGCAGUCCCCUGGAUAGCAGUGAAGUCAUGGAGAGACCCUGGAGGCUGUACCUCCCUAAAACCUACAGUACAAAAACAGGCGGACUCGUUCUCUAUUCGGAAGGUUUAGCCAAAUCUUCUAGGAAGCUGAAAGGAUGCAAGAAGUCCCAGCGAAGACUUGGAGGUAAAAGCAGGACACGACAGAUCGAACCGCACACCCUUCAAGAUCUGGUGCGAGCCAUUUUGGCAUAUGGUAGCAAAGAGGCAUGGGAAGACCAGGAGGAGACGGCAGGGCAGCCAAAUCUUCACUUCCUAAGCGAUCCGGCUAUCCAGUCUGACCGACGAAUGAGACCAGGUUAUUCAGCCAAGAGGUACCUCCUCAAACUGACUCAGAUCUUGGAUCCAAGCGUUUUACAAAAACUUCAACAUGCAGGACAUAUCAGGGAUCCUUUUGUGCUUGAGGAAUAUUUGCCAUAUCACAGAAAAAAAGAACAAGAUCUGUCAGCCAUUCCACCCAAAUAUAAUCUCCUGCCCAUCUUCUGUUCACCUUGCUCAUAUCUGUGGGCUGAGCUGGAGAAGGCGAAUCCAGGCCUCGGUCUUUCCUCAUACAAGAAAUCUGAGAACGAAGCCUGGCUGGUGGAAGGCUACAAAGGAGAAGAACAUGUCAGAGGGAAAGCGCGAAUUCCUCUCAGGAUUUCCAUAAGAAAGCUGAGUUUUCGUCCUAGUCGUCAGAGUACAAAGGGGAGCACCUGGAAUCUGAAGGCCUCGUACAGAAGCCGCGCAGAGGACCCGAAUGUGGGCAUUCACCAAAACCGGGAGUUAACCAAGGAAGAUGAAGGCCAAAGUGAAAUGGUAAAUCUGAGUUCAGAUUGCGCAGCUUUGGAGAAGAUCUGUGCGGAUACUUCAGAGCUUUGGUGUGAGAAAUCCCAUGUGACAUUCUAUGGAGGAUUUUUUCCUGGAAGAAAAAUCUCAGACAGCGUCAACCAAAGAGAUCCUAAGUGCCCAGAGGGCAGAGAAGGAGGCGCCUCCAGCUUCUUGCCCCUUAUCCAACCUGGCAGAGGCUCAGAGCAGGCAGAAGUCAGGAAACCCCAGAGGAAGCAGAUGCCAGAGAUUUUCAGGUUACCUGUGAUAUCUGAAGAUCCACUCAGAGCUCGCAGGCAAAAGCUUAAAUCCAGAGAGCUUCCUAAAGAACUUCUGGUCCUUCCUUUGCUGGUUCGGUUGGAACGGGAUCCCCAAGCCAAAAGGAAAAAGCCGAGAGUGGCUGGCUGUCCCACAUCCAGUUCGGGGGCUGAUGCCUGCAAUAAGCUGUUGGCUCCUUUGCCAAAUUAUCACUUUUCUGAUGCAGAAGGUCGAAACGAGCAGCAGCAGGUGAUCAGUGGAGACGAGACCCCAGAGACUCUUCCGAGCAGUUCUCACUUACCUCCAAUAAGUAGUGGAGAGAUCGCUCUCAGUCGGGCGAAGACCAGAAAGAGAGAGAGAGACAAGCAGCACCCAAAAGCUUUUUUAGAAAGGGACUUGGGUAUCCAAGGUGGCAUCCCAACAUUGAAUCAGUUGCCGGCGGUCACCAGAAAGAAGGACCCAGGAGGUCAGGCUGACAGAGCUAACUCUGAAACCUCUACAAGUACCAGUGCUGGCAUAAAUGGUGUUUGUAAGGAUCCGUUUGUUAAAAUUGCUAACAGCGUCCUGCAAGAAGAACUGGGAGAAUGUGAUCAUGGCACUUCACUUAGCCGUCUUCCUAUGAGUCCUGGUGGAGAAAUUGUCUGUGUAUCACCCUUGGGACCCAUCCAAACUACAGUGGAUGACGCAGAAUCCCUUGAAACAAAAAUUGGUGCUGCCGGAAACCAGCCAGAGACCUCCUUUUCUGCUCCAGAAUUCGAUGAGAAGGUAAUUCCUCAAGCACAAGAAGUUGGAAAGGUACCAGAGCACGGGAACAGCCUACCAAAUGAGCAAGGCAUCAUGGGAAAUGGGAGCACUUGUGCUGAGUUCAGACGAGAGGUUCAGCCCAGCCUGGGCGGCUUCUGCGGAAACAGCCUCCCGCUGCAGAGGACACAGAGAGGGAGACUCUCGGGUGUGCCCCGAAUGCAAGGCCCAAAGCAGAGGGAAGUCCAGGUGCCAGGUGAGGCAUCACAAGGAAGGAGGUCCAGAGGCAAGCCACAGAUGAACUCCAUGCCACAGGCAAGCAGUUCCAGAGCUACAGGGAAACAGAUGGAGAACUCACCUCGGCCAGAACGUUUCUCACUUUUGGAGCCAGGCUUAAGCCAGUGGGCGGCUCCUGAAUCAGAGGUGAUCCCUCAUGCAGCAGUCUUGGAGUUUCCUGGCCUCAGCAAGGAGCUUAGGCAGAGCCCAGGAAUGUGCAUACGCUCGCCCGAAGAGCAAGUGGAGGCCGGAAAAGAUGACGACACAACUUUGCCAGAAAACCCCAGCUUACGAAGGAGGAGCGUUGAUCGUAGCUCAGCUGGAGAUGGUUUAGAAAACAAAUUAAUGACCAGGCAGAAGAAACCUGAGCUGAGAAAGACUGGGCCGGAAUCAAAGGCACAGAAAAAGAGCUUGAAGAAAGAUAAACGGCAAAACCGGGCAGAGUUCGUUGUAGGAAAACCAAAGCAGAAAAAGGCUUUUGGAAAAACAGCUUCUUUCUCCAAGGAGGAGCCAGAUGUCAGAAGAUCAGAGACGCCGGACAAAACUGAGGAAGAGGAAGAGAGGAAGGAAGCGGAUGCGGAAGGGGAGCAGAUUAUUACUGGCACAGAAGAGGACACCUUGGGAGGAGCGUUGGACAAAAGCCCUCCUCCUUCCUCACGCUGUCUUAUGGAAGAGAGCCCCUUGCCUCCCGGAAGUGGGCAGGCUUUCCCCGCAGAUGUAGACUGUCCUUCUGGGUCUCCUGCUCUUGAGACCCCCGUUGCAGCCCACCCAAUAGUUUCCCCUGCAAUUGGUUCCCAGGCUAGCAUCAUGCCCAGCAGCGAGCUGCCAGAGGUUCUCCCCGAAACCAGAGGAGAGGAGAGAUUAUCACGGGAGAGGAUCAUAGCGGAGAGGGCAGAGAAGAGACGGCUGGCGGUAGAGAGAAGGCGAAGGGAGCAAGAGGAGCUCAAGCAGAAGCAGUGGGAGGAGGAGGAGCGCAUGGAGAGCAUGAAGGAAGAAAUGGAAGAGGAACGACGGCGGAGAAUCGAGGAGAUUCGUUUAAGAAAGCGGCAGCUAGAAGAAGAGUGCCGGCGGCAGGAGGAGGAAGCAGCCAGGAAACUCCAAGCAGAAAAGGCAGCCCAAGAACGCCUCCGACAGCAGCAAGAGGAACUGCGCCGGAAGCUUCUAGAAGCUCAGAAGAAAAAGGAGGAGGAGGAACAAGGCCGCGCAGAAGCAGAGAAACGCAGACAGAAAGAUAGGGAAAUGUGGCUAGAAGAAGAACGCCGACACUUAGCUGAGAUGGCCGAAGAACAGCGGGUGGAAUACGAGAAACGGAAACGAGAGGAGGAAGAGAGGGCAAGACGUGAGGCUGAGCAGAGGAGGAGGAAGGCAGAAGAAGCCACUAGACUUGCCUUGGAGGAAGCAAGGAAGCAGGCGCUGUUGCUGGCAAGACAAGAGGCAGAGCUGGAAGAGAAGCUGCAGUUCCACCAUAAACUUUUUGUGGAAGCCAGUGGACUGGAGCAGCGGCAGGAUAUUUCGCGCCCCUGGGUUUAUUCCUACUUCCAGCAUCCCUUUCUAAAGGUGGGGAAAGAAGACUGAUGAACUCGGCAACGAUGAAUGACUUCUUUUAAAAGUGAUUUCAGAUUAUCGUCUUUUCACUGAAAAUGCCAACACUGUCUCGAUUACUCUGCUUAAUUUGGGCAAGUCUGUUUGUUUAAAUCCAUGUAUUAAGAGAACUCCGCUCCCGUUGAUUAAUUUAUGGACAAAAAAAAUCAAAAAUUAAAUGACUUCCAAGCCUUAGUCUAGAAACAAGAAAUAGGAGGACUGGUCUCAGAUGGAACCAAAAACUCUGCGUACUUCUGGACUAACUGUUGGAGAAAUGAAACUUGCAGUAGCACAGAUUCUCUGUAACCUUUAUAGAAGUAACCUUUUAAUGAAGUAUAAUGUAAUUCAAAAGCGAUCCUUUAUUCUAGAACAGAGGUAAACCUGUGGCUCACAGGCAAAAUUUGGUCUGGGUUCCUUAUGCUCAGCCUCCAAAGAGGGCCUUUGCACUGACUAGGCACUGUGCAACCAUAAGGAGAAGAUCCACACUCGAAUGGACUUGUUAUUAGAAGAGAGAGAGUCUUUACCAUAUGAAGUGAAGUAUUAGCUAACUGUUAGCCCAAAUGUAAGUGGACUUAGAGUUAACAGAUAUUGCUAGAAUUACUAAAGUAGAUAUUUUAUCCAACUGUUAGUUAGUUUAAAUUUAAAUAUAUGUGGAGCUAAUAUAAAGUAAUAGAUAAUAGAUUUUAAGUUUAUAACAAUAUUUUUGAAGUUAAUAGAUAGGGCUUAGUUGAAUAAAAGAGUUAAGUAAGCAUGAGAUAAGGAGUUACAGAAAAAGGGGACAGAUUGGGAAUAGAUUAGGCUAUAGGGUUGGAAAGCUGUUG